AAGAUAAUGGACAUUUUUAUACAGGUUAAAUCAUGUCAUCCAUUAUCAACAACAACGAUGUCUCACAAAUUGCCAGUUUCUAUAGGGAUCGCAGUAUUUUUAUAACCGGUGCCACGGGUUUUAUGGGCAAAGUUUUGGUGGAAAAGUUAUUGCGAUCGUGUAGUGAUGUUAAACAUAUAUACAUAUUGUUGAGAUCCAAAAAAGGUCUGAACCCCCGGACCAGACUCGAGGAACUGCUCAACACUAAAAUCUUUGAUAAGCUUCGAAAUGAGAACCCGAAAGCCCUGAAUAAAGUGGUGGCCAUUACGGGUGACAUCACUCUCGAUGGUCUGGGAAUCAGCGACUCUGAUCUCAAACUAUUGCUAAACGAUGUCUCAGUUGUAUUUCAUUCAGCAGCGACUGUCAAAUUUGACGAACCUUUAAAGACAUCAAUUGAGUUCAAUGUAUUGGGAACGAGACGAUUAAUCGCAUUGUGCCAUAAAAUGCCAAAUCUAGUGGCUUUAAUUCAUGUGUCGACCGCUUACGCUAACUGUAACCGAUCGGAAAUUGAAGAACUGGUAUACGAAGCACCGGUAGAGCCGCAAAAUGUCAUCGAUAUUGUCAAUUGGAUGGAUGAAGAUGUGGUCAAUACGAUUACACCAAAACUAAUUGGCGAUCGACCUAAUACUUACACUUUUACUAAAGCGUUGGCCGAAAGUUUAUUGCUCGAUGAGUGUGGUAGUCUACCCGUGGCCAUUGUGCGGCCAUCAAUAGUGACGGCAUCGUGGAAGGAACCAAUGUCCGGAUGGGUAGAUAACUUGAACGGACCAACCGGUCUAAUAACUGCAGCCGGUAAAGGUAUCUUAAGGUCAAUGAAUUAUAACUCGAAAGCAACGGCUGAUAUUGUCCCGGUGGACAUUGUCAUCAAUUUAAUGAUUGCCAUCGUCUGGUUUACGGCCACUCAACGACCAAACGGUGUACUUGUGUACAACUGUACGUCCGGUUCUCUAAAUAAGUUUAUAUGGGGUCAACUCAACGGUUUUAUUAGUUAUUUGUUUGAAUACCCGAGUGGCCAACUUUACCGAUACCCAAGUUUACAUCUGAAAGAGUCACAGUUUAUGAAUAAAAUGUGUGAAUUGUUUGACCACAUAAUACCCGCUCAUCUAUUUGAUGGACUGAUGGCACUAUUCGGUCGCAAACGUAUUAUGGUUCGCAUCUAUGAGCGUCUGCACCGUUCGGUUAGAGCUCUCGAAUGGUUCACAACUCAUGAGUGGAACUUUACCAACAAUAACAUACUGAUGCUCAUCGACCAGCUUAAGGGUAUUGAUCGUCAGAUAUUUCAUUUUGAUGUCCGUGCAGUCAAUUGGUCGACCUAUUGGGGUGACUAUGUGUUGGGCACUCGUCAAUAUAUACUAAAAGAGGAUAACAGUACACUACCCGAGGCCCGGCAUAAUCUUAAUAAGCUAUACUAUCUAAAUAAAUUGUUUGGUGUACUGUUUCUAUUGUGUUUGUGGCAAACUUUCUCGUUUGGCAUACCAUUCAUAUCUAGAAAACUAUUUUAA
Oppia nitens is the source of this 1541-nucleotide messenger RNA. Its product is annotated as putative fatty acyl-CoA reductase CG5065. Gene Ontology annotation, molecular function: alcohol-forming very long-chain fatty acyl-CoA reductase (NADP+) activity. The transcript is spliced from 7 exons. The record is from RefSeq and is a predicted model, not a curated record. Gene Ontology annotation, biological process: long-chain fatty-acyl-CoA metabolic process. Gene Ontology annotation, cellular component: peroxisome. Lineage: Eukaryota; Metazoa; Arthropoda; Arachnida; Sarcoptiformes; Oppiidae. The coding region runs from base 33 to 1541 and encodes 502 amino acids.